AUGAAUAUCAUCAUUUUUUUAGUUAUUUAUCAGGUAAUAGCGUCAUGGUAUACUGAUAAAAAUAAUCAUAUUUACUAUGGACUAAUUGGUGAGCUUUUUAGUGAUGUUGGAUAUGAUGUUUCUAAAGGACUUUUUAGUGACGUGUAUGUAUUUACAUUUUCCGGAGAUUGUUGUUAUAAAUCAAGAGACUAUUAUUACAUUGAUCCAUACUUUUCAACUAAUUCUAAAGUGUGUUAUGUCCAAUCAACAUCUAAAUUAAAACAAUUAUACUUUCUUGAAGACUCUCCAACAGUACAAUGGAAAUUUCAGUUGGAAGAAUUACCUUCUUCUAUUCAAUUUAUAUUAGAAAAUACACGAUCUACAAUUGAUACUGGAUAUGAAACAUUACUUCAAGUUGGGAGUAGACCUGUACGCUUUUUUAUUCACUGUUAUGAAAGGAUGACAAUUCAUUAUCAGAGUGAAGAUCGACCGUAUAUUUACUUAGAAGGAAAUAAUAAUAUGCAGAGUGUAACUAUAUUAAAUGAAAUAGAUACAAUAAAAUAUGUUUUUAAUGGUAUUUCUAUUGACACAGUCGUUGGAUAUGGGGAUAAUACAAUUACAUCAAUAUGCUCUAUUGGUUCAUUUAAUCGAUUUGUUCAACAUGAAUCAACCCUAACACUGAAACAAGACUGUUCUUGUUCUAUUCACUCUGAUAGUUCUUCAGUUAAUUUUCAUGAGUUUACAAUGAAUUAUCCAGACUGUUUAUACAACAAUUCUCUUUUCUAUUUAACUAUUCUUCAACAUCAAGUUACGAUAUCAUUUAGAGAAGAUGCACCUCUUCUUUGGAAGGGGAUAAUAUUUGAACCACGGUUUGGUAUAACUAUUAUUCAAAUAGCAUCAAGUACUAAAUUAUAUUUAACUGAACUAACUGAAUUACCAACAACACGUUUAUAUGUAAUUGGAAAAAUUCAUUUUAAAUCAGUUUUAUUUCCACAAACGAAUGUUAUUCAUUGGUUUACAGAUAUUUCAUAUGAUCAAGCUGAUUUUACAAGUCAAAAAGGAAAGAUUGUAUUUGUUGGAACAAAUACUUUUCAUCAAGGAGUGGAAAAAAUAUGUGAAAAUGGAAAUAGAACUCGUUUUGGAUAUCUUUCUUCACUUGGUUGUACUUGUCAAUACACAACUUCAUUUAUUCAAGAUGAUUGUUUUGAAAGUUCUCUUUAUGAAACGAAUAUGUUAGACCUUGUUCUUACUUCUCAGGAAACAACAUAUAGUUCUAUUGAUGGAAGUUAUUGGAAUAGUAUUACAACUUCAACUGUUUCUUAUUUAAAAGGAACAAUAAAAUCUAAUAUUUGUACAUUAAAUGGAAAAACUACAAUUUAUGGUAAAUUGAUUUGUAAUACAAUAUACCUUAAUGGAAAUGUAACAGUUAUUGGAAGUGAUCCUUUAAAAUCAAAUCAAAUAAUUAUUCAAAAAGAUUGUAGUCUUGUUGGAAAUAUUCAGUCUAUAAAUUAUGAAAUAUUAUCUAACUGUAAUGUUAUUUUUGAAAAUAGUUUCUCUUCAAAUAUUGUUUUAAUUAUUCACGAAAAUUCAUUUCUUACUUUUAAAAGACCUGUUAUUAUCGAAAAAAUAACUACAGGAAUUAAUGUUCAAAUUAAAGCAGAAAGAAUUGAAUUUGUUGAAUUAAUAACAGAUAAUUUCUUCUCAUUAAAUGCUUUAACAUGUACUAUUCAAAGUGGAAGUAUUCGAUUGAAUUAUGUUGUAUUAACAAAUCAAAUGAUUAUUAAAGAAAAUGUUAAUUCUAUUUCUAUUGAAUCAAUAACAUUUAAGAGUAUUGGUCUUCCAUUACUUUUUCUAGAACCAACAUCAAAUGAAUUAUUAAUUAAAACUAUUCCUCAAUGUAUAUCAUGUUCUAAUAUUCUUUUCCUUGAAGCAAAUUCUAGAAAAAUAGUGGGAGUAGAACCAUCUUUAUAUUCAUGUGACCAACAAUUAAUUGUCUUAAAUAAGUUAGAUAAUUUCAUUGGGUGUAAGACAUUACAAUUAUAUAAUAAGAAAUGUGAAUAUGGAAACCCAUCAAUAACUCCACUUUAUUCAUGUCCAUGUCAUGGAUCUUCUGAUGUUUAUUGUACUACUAUUAUCUAUUCAUCUUCAUAUCAAUUAUCUGAUGAGGAAUAUCCAAAUGAAAUUGAAAUUUUAAACACAGCAGAGUUAAAAGUUAAAAAUAAAGAAUUUAUACUUAAAACAAAUGCAAAUGUAGAAAUAAAAGGUUCUUUAAAUAAUAUUGUUUUUAGUCCUUCUGAUUCAACAAUUCAAUUAAGUGUUUCUCAAUCAAAUAUGAUUUAUGCACCAACUGGAUAUGGAAUUUCUUAUUCAACAGGAAGUUUGGUCACAUCUUCUCCAGAAGAAUUAUGUCUUAUUGUUUAUGUAUCAAAUAAUGGAGCUGAAUGUAUUAAAUGUAAAAUAGGAGAAGAUCAAAAUGGAAAUUGUCUAGAUGCUAUUGAAAUUGAACAUUGUAGAGCAUUAUCAUCAAUAGACAAACGAUGUGAUUUUUGUGAUUAUUAUUAUUAUUAUUAUUAUUCUUCAGGAGUAUGUUCUAAAUGUCAUGAUGAACAUUGUAAAUCUUGUAAUGAAACAAAUUGUUUUGUUUGUGAUGAGAAUUAUAUUGUAAAUAAAAAUGAAUGUUCUCGUGUUACUAUGUGUGAUUAUUAUUCUAAUGGAGUUUGUUAUGAAUGUCCAGAAAAAAGUUUUCCUAUUAAUGGGGAGUGUCAACCAUGUGAGGUUACAGGAUGUUUAAAAUGUACAACAGCUACAACAUGUUCAGUGUGCGAUGUUACAAAUGGGUAUUUCUUAUAUGAAAAUCAAUGUAAAUUUGUUAAAGGAACAAUAACAAAUUCACAUAUUAUUUCUUGUCCUAGUCAAUUUUAUUUAUUAAAUGAUAAUUGUAUUAGCUGUUCUGUUAAACAUUGUAUAAUUUGUACAGCUGAAGUAUGUUACAACUGUCAAGAAGGGUAUGUACUAAAUAAUGCUGGUGAAUGUAUUCCACAACCAACAACAUGUAAUGCAAAUAAUUCAAGGUGUAUAAAUUGUCAAAAGUUUGAAUAUCUUAAUUAUACCGAAUGUGUUGAAUGUUCUAGUCAUUGUACUAAAUGUACAAAUGAUGGGAAUUGUGUUUCAUGUGAAUCUGGAUAUGUAUUAGAACAAGAAUUUGAUGAUUUCAAUGGAUAUAAAGUCAAAUGUAAAUUAUUUAAUUCAACAACUAAUCAUUGUGAAUUAUUAUCAGAAGGAAAAUGUUUAACAUGUAAAGAUAAUUAUUAUACUUCAUCAUAUCAAUGUUUAGAAUGUGAUUAUAAAUGUAAAAAAUGUACAUCUAGACAAGAUUAUUGUUAUGAAUGUAAUGAUGGAUUUUUUAUAGAGAAUGACCAUUGUGUAUCAUCAAAAGAUUAUAUAGCAAAUUGUAAAAGAUUUAUUGGUUCUGUAUGUAUAAAAUGUAAUGAUGGAUAUUUUAUUCAAUCAUCAAAAUGUAUUCCUUGUUCACCAAAUUGUGAUAUUUGUUAUCAAGAAAAUAUAUGUUCAACUUGUAUAACAGACUUUUUUGUUAAUGAAACAUAUCAAUGUGAACGUCAAAUAAAUUUAAGUAAUUGUGUUGGAUAUGGAGAACAAGGAUGUAUAGAAUGUGAACAAGGGUAUUAUAUUAAUGGAAAAAGAUGUUCUACUUGUAGUUCUAAAACUAAUAAAUGUUCAGAAUGUGAUAUGAAUUAUGGGUAUUGUAUAGGAUGUGAAAAAGAUUUUAUAUUAAUUGAAAAAGAAUGUAUUUAUUUUGAAGAAAUUAAACAUUGUUUAGGAUCAGAAGGAUCUAAAUGUACAUCAUGUGAAUAUUGGUUUCAACCUAAUGAAAGUGGACAAAAAUGUGAUUUAGUUCCAGUGUGGUGGAAUUUUGUAGUAGUAAUAAUUAUUAUAGACAUAAUAAUUAAAAUUUGUGUUAUUAUGGGAACGGCAUUAAUUCAAUUAAUAGUUAAAAGAAUUUAUCUUAGAAAAAUGGAAUAUGAAGAAAAUCAUAAUUAUACUAAAUUUCAAAUAAAAUAUUCUAAUAUAAACUUUAAACAUGUGUCAAAAAGUCAUCUUGUUAUGAAUAUAAAUAAAUUAACAUUUGGUUGUGAAACACAACCGUUACCUGUUGAAACAGAAUCAAGAGAAUUAUUUUGUAUUGGAAAUUUAACUAAAAAAACAAUAAAAAUAUUUUUAAAUGCAAUUGAAAAGAAAGAAAAGUAUGAAUUUAAAAUUAGUCCAUCAGAAAUUAUACUAAAAAAUGGAGAAGCAUGUGAAUUUGAAGCUAUUUUAAUACCACAUUGUUCAUGUACAGUUAAUGAUUAUUUUCAAGUAAGUUCUUCAUAUUUAAAUGGAGGUAAUUCAAAUAGUGAACGAAUUGGAAUUGAAUUUGUUACAGAAAUAAGUACUAAAUUUGAUCCUGAUGAAUUAAUUGAAAUAAAAAAGAUAGGAGAAGGGUCAUUUGGUAUUGUCUAUUUAGGAAAAUUUAGAGGAAAUAAAGUAGCAAUUAAGAAAAUGAAACAAAUUAAUUGUAAAACUGAAGAAGAACAAAUAGAAGAAUUUAGUUAUGAAGUAUCAAUGUUAGAUAAAUUUAGAAGUGAAUAUAUUAUUCAUUUUUAUGGUGCUGUAAUGAUACCAGGAAAAAUUUGUAUGGUAACAGAAUAUGCAGAAUAUGGUUCAUUAAAUAAUGUUAUGAAAAAUUAUAAGAAAGAAAAUAAAGAAUUAAAUUGUAAAAUUAAAUUAAAAAUAUUUUUAGAUGCUGCUAAAGGAAUUCAAUACCUUCAUCAAAAUAGUAUUUUACAUAGGGAUAUUAAACCUGAUAAUAUUUUAAUAUUAUCUCUUGAUAAUGAUAUUUCUAUUAAUGCUAAAUUAACCGAUUUUGGUUCAUCUAGAAACGUUAAUUCAUUACUUAAAAAUAUCACUUUUACUAAAGGUAUUGGAACUCCUGCUUUUAUGGCUCCUGAAAUAUUAAAUAAAGAUCAUUAUAAUUUCCCAGCUGAUAUCUUUGCUUUUGCUAUUACAAUGUAUCAACUAUUAAGUUGGAAUGACCCUUAUCCAAAUGACAAAUUUAAAUAUCCUUGGAAUAUUGCUUCUUUCAUAAUGAAUGGUGAUAGAUUACCAAAAGUUAGUUCUAUAACAGACGAACAAUUUUCUUUAAUAGAAAAUUGUUGGAAACAAAAUCCAAAAGAUCGAUACACAAUUAAUGUUGUUGUUGAAACUUUAGAGCAUCUUUGUCCUAAAUAA
Entamoeba histolytica HM-1:IMSS is the source of this 5265-nucleotide messenger RNA. RefSeq names its product tyrosine kinase, putative. The record is from RefSeq and is a predicted model, not a curated record. Lineage: Eukaryota; Evosea; Mastigamoebida; Endamoebidae. Bases 1 to 5265 code for a protein of 1754 amino acids. Gene Ontology annotation, biological process: protein phosphorylation. Gene Ontology annotation, molecular function: protein kinase activity; ATP binding. The transcript has a single exon.